AUGCCACACGACACCAUUGUCCCCAUUCAUCCUGACAUACGCAAAAAGAUGCGUUUGCAAUCACAUUUUUCUUCGAUAUACGAGGAUAACCACCACUUAUCUAGCGUUGAGCGUCGAUUUCGCGCAGAUGAUCUUGUCUUCAAAGCUCGCACUCAAUAUAUAGAACGUGUCAUGGAUGAGUGUUUGGGUCUAUAUGUGGAAUGUGAAGCGAAAGCAAAUGCUGUAGAACCCAUAAGGACCAUAAGCGCAGGCGAGCUCGUAUCACCAGACGGCGUGCAUUCAACCGGACUGCAGCCGGCUUUGGAGACACAUGGUAAACCGAAUGUUUUUGUGACGCCACCAUCGCCAGUGUUGCUGGUGAAAAAGAAGGAUGAAGUGCUCGAUAAAUUGGAAGCGGUAAUUGAGAGCCGGAAAAAUAUGACGCUAUUGAUAGAUAACAAAUUGCAUGAAGCCGUGGAGGAGCUGCAUUGGCCAUGGAUUGUUGAUGUUUACGUUGAUGGUAGGUUGUGGUGUGUGGGCGCAUUGGUUGAUAAGCAUUGGGUUAUGGUGCACGAAACGUGCCACUACGGCGUCAGAUUCAACACCAAUUAUAUUGCCGUACUACUGGGUGGUGGCAAGACGAAACGACGUCGGCACAAAAGCACCCACGAACAGAUACGACGUGUUGAUUGCUUUGAGCUGGUGCCCAAGAGCGGUGUACUGUUGUAUCACUUGGAAAAACCGGCACACUUUACACAUUACGUGCUACCAACAUUCUUGCCGGACUCCUUCAAACCCACCACCGAUGAGUCCAGCCAAUGCAUAGCAAUUUUACACGACGACCACAGCGGUCGUAUCAAAGCUGUUGCCGCAAUUGAGGAGCGAAAUGAUUCACUGUGCAAAGUCUCCGAUAUGUCAUGCUAUCGACUGGUGGAGCGUAAACCACCGCAGCAGGUACUUAAUGAGCUGUCAGUAAGCGAAGAAGAUGUUGCUAGUUUAUCGGAGGAAGUUGUACUAAAGGAAGCCUUCCUCGAUGGGAACGACACGUUGGGUUCGACGAUUUCCCGUUUUACUACUUGCACACAAUUCGGCAGGAAGAAUUUCAGCCGCACUGCACUAGAUCCUAUUGAUCAGGGCAUUUUGGCUUGUAGGCAAUCUGACACUGGCUGGUAUCCAAUGGCGUUGUUCGACUACAAUAAUACGAAUUGUUAUAGCUUUAGGGACUCGAUUGCAUUGCGUACGCUGGAAAAGGUUCACGGCACGAUACAGGCUUUAAUAGAUCAACCUAAAUGUGAGCAUUCCAAUGCGGCACCGGUCUGCAGCACUUUUCGUUGUACGCUGGGCGAUUGCUUGGAAGAAGAACAAAUUUGUAAUGGGUUCAGUGAUUGUCAUGACGAUGCGGAUGAAGAGAAACAAAUGUGUAUUGGACGGAAGAAAGUUUGUCAGCCAUCAGAGAUGAAAUGCCGUACCACCUAUAAGUGCAUACCAAAAACUAAAUUUUGCGAUCACAUAGCCGAUUGCGAUGACAUGACCGAUGAACCUACACUUUGCUCUUGCUAUACGUAUCUGCAAGCCACCAACCCAAAGAAAAUAUGCGAUGGCAUACGUAAUUGUUGGGAUAAAAGCGAUGAAAGUCCAGCGCUAUGUAAUUGCACUGCUAAUCAUUUUCAAUGUGGCGGUGCAUCGAAGGAAUGCGUACCACGCGACUUUGUUUGUGACAAAGAACCCGAUUGUCCCAAUGGCGAAGAUGAGAAAUAUUGUUUUGGACUUGAAUUUCCACAGCAGAUAGUUACCAGAAAGACAGCCUUCACACAGUCACCCCAAAUCAAACACAAACAAUUGCCCCAGUAUGGUCAGGUGAUCGAACAGACCUAUGGCGUGUGGCAUACUAAAUGUUUUGCUCGCGACAAUCCACCAGACGCGAAGGAGGUGCGACAAAUUUGCCAAAAGCUUGGCUUUAGUCCAUUCAAACAGCCAAGCUAUCGUAUAAUUGACGACGCUGCGCAAGAGGUGGUCGAGACCAAUGAAUGGCCCGAUCAGCGUGGACGAAGUUUUGGUAAUGACUAUGAAUCGCCGCUAAACGUACGAUAUCGCAGUGCCACGAAAGCGGUGGUGGUGAGCAAAUACUCACCGCUCAAUCUCAAUGAUGAGUUGACAUUGUUCCUGAAACCGAGCAGGCCGAUCGCCGAGGUGGCGCGCUGGAAUGCGGCGGAUUCGGAUAAGUGUUAUCGGCUCGAAGUGAAAUGUAUGUAG
This is a messenger RNA of Rhagoletis pomonella (apple maggot), 2232 nucleotides long. Its product is annotated as serine protease nudel-like. The transcript is spliced from 8 exons. The record is from RefSeq and is a predicted model, not a curated record. Gene Ontology annotation, molecular function: protein binding; serine-type endopeptidase activity. Bases 1 to 2232 code for a protein of 743 amino acids. Gene Ontology annotation, cellular component: plasma membrane. Gene Ontology annotation, biological process: proteolysis. Lineage: Eukaryota; Metazoa; Arthropoda; Insecta; Diptera; Tephritidae.